GUGAAAGGGAGCACACUGCCUCCGUCCCACCUCCGGCAUCUCUUGUCCCGUCUGUGAAGCCGCAGCACCACCUCCUCCCUGCUCUCCUCAUGUUGCUCUGCUCCUCCUCCUCACUGUGAUCCACCCAGCUUCACAUCGGCUGCGGCGUUUCAGAAGAACAUGCACAAAAAACAGCUGCAUAAAAGUUAAUUUCAUGGAAAGACAGGCUACAAAAUCAGGACCAUGGGGUAUGGCCAAAUCCUCCACCAGCGUGGGAAAGAGGAGGACCAGGUCAACCUCAACGUGGGAGGCGUGCAGCACAAAGUGGACCCGGACACGCUGCUCCGCUUCCCCCAGACCCGACUGGGACGCCUGCUGCACUGCCAGAGCGAGGCAGCCAUCCUGGAGCUGUGCGACGACUACAGCCCGGCCGAGAGAGAGUUCUACUUCGACAGGAAUCCCCGGGUUUUCCUCUGCGUGCUCAACUUCUACCGCACGGGGCGCAUCCACAUGAUGGAGGAGCUAUGCAUCUUCUCCUUCAGCCAGGAGAUUGAGUACUGGGGCAUCCACGAGCUGCACCUCAGCCCCUGCUGCCACAACUUCUACCACGAGAGGAAGGAGUACAUCGAGGACCGGGACUGGGACCUACGGAGCGACGACCAGCAGGAGCCGAGCUUCAACUCCUCCUUCGAGGAGCUCUCUGCUCUCGAUAAAGACCUUGCUAAGUUCAAAGGUGCAUGGUGUGCAGAGCUAAGGAGCUACAUUUGGCUGAGGCUGGAGGACCCAGGCCACUCCACAGCCUCCAAGGUUAUUGCGGUGGCCUCCCUUAGCGUGGUGUUGACCUCCAUUGUUGCCAUGUGCAUCCACAGCAUGCCCGAGUUUCAGCGUGUGGACGACAACGAGAAGCCCAUCGAGGACCCCGUCCUCACCAUCCUGGAGGAGAUAUGCAUCGCCUGCUUCUCUGCAGAGUUUGUCAUCAGGCUUAUUGUCGCACCAUCCAGGAGGAAGUUCCUUGGGAACCCCUUGAACAUCAUAGACGUUGCUUCCAUUUUGCCGUUUUACGCCACGCUAGCCCUGGAGACCACCGACGAAGACAGCAUGGAGGAAAACGAGGACUUGGAGAACGUGGGGAGGGUGGUGCAGGUGCUGCGUCUCAUGAGGGUUCUCAGAAUCCUCAAGCUGGCGCGACACUCCAUCGGACUGCGAGCUCUGGGUGCCACGGUCCGCCACAGCUACCAAGAGGUGGGUCUCCUUAUACUCUUCCUCUCGGUUGGGAUCUCCAUCUUUUCCGCUCUAAUCUACUUUGCAGAGAAGGAAGAGAAGGACACAGAUCUGGGAACCAUCCCAUCGGGUUGGUGGUGGGCGAUGAUAACGAUGACCACGGUUGGCUACGGCGAUACGUGUCCAGUGACGCUGGCGGGGAAGUUAGCGGCCACCUUAUGCAUCAUCUGUGGCCUGCUGGUGGUGGCUCUGCCCAUCACCAUAAUCUUCAACAAGUUCUCAAAAUACUACCAAAGAAACAAAGCCAUGGAGGGACGGGGUAUCACCAAACCCGAACGUCAAGACCCAGAACUUCCAUAUUAUAACAUCAAGGAGCUGUUCACGGGCAGCGUGUAUCCCUUUAUAGGGAGCAUCGCCUUCCGGAACAGCGUGAGCAGCAGAGGAGACGACACGGACGCCUCCAGCCUCCAGGACAUUGAGGUGUGCGAUAAUGAUGACACUUGUGAAAAGGGGGAAGCAAAAUGAGAUUCCUGCCAUUUCACCAUAUCACUCUCUUUAUGACAGCAAGUCACUUGGUGCCUCCGAGGGCAGAGCGUUCCACCUCUCCCCUUCCCACACCGUCUUCCUCCUGCAGUCUGACAGAGAAAAACGUUGGCCGUGAUUCUUUUCCCUGUGUGUGUUUUUUUUAAUCUGCUUGUGCAACGUCACUAAAGCCAAGAACUCCAAAGGGAAUUAUCUGAAGCCCACUCAGAGGUUUGAAAGCCCAUUUUCUGCUUGAGAAAACUGCAAUGAUGCAUGUAGGAGGCCAAAAUGUUAAUGUUUUUCAAAGUAAUGUCCUUUAUUGAUUCGUCUGCUCGCUGGGAGUUCAGACGGAGAGUUUGCCCCGUGCAAGAGGCUAGGAUGUCUAAAAAUUACCUUGUAGUGUCGAACCACAGCUCUGCAGCCAGCAUGACUAAGUGUGAAUGCACUUUUGAGCUCAAGUGAUGAAAACAAUUGCAUAAAAUGAUUGUUUUUGCAGAAACAAGGCUGCACUAGAGCACGUUCAGGCUUGGGUUGAAGAGCUGCCUUGGCAUGCAAAUGGGUAAAUCUUGUGAACAUGAAAUAAACCUCAGAAGAAAAAGCUUU
This is a messenger RNA of Nothobranchius furzeri (turquoise killifish), 2325 nucleotides long. It is a transcript of the gene kcns3b, whose product is annotated as potassium voltage-gated channel, delayed-rectifier, subfamily S, member 3b. Gene Ontology annotation, biological process: protein homooligomerization; potassium ion transmembrane transport. Gene Ontology annotation, molecular function: protein binding; voltage-gated potassium channel activity. The record is from RefSeq and is a predicted model, not a curated record. NCBI's taxonomy places the organism in Eukaryota, Metazoa, Chordata, Actinopteri, Cyprinodontiformes, Nothobranchiidae. Gene Ontology annotation, cellular component: membrane; voltage-gated potassium channel complex.